Macroventuria anomochaeta is the source of this 666-nucleotide messenger RNA. RefSeq lists its product as uncharacterized. The transcript has a single exon. The coding region runs from base 1 to 666 and encodes 221 amino acids. Lineage: Eukaryota; Fungi; Ascomycota; Dothideomycetes; Pleosporales; Didymellaceae. The record is from RefSeq and is a predicted model, not a curated record.
AUGGCUACUCACGAAGCUGGAAUGUUCCUCAGUAUCAUCAAGAGCGACACCAAAAAGCGCAAAUCGUUCCAAAAAGAGGUGCUUCCUGCUGUAGCUGCUACCACUGGAGACGUCCAAUUGUUCCUCAGCAGCAUCAGUGAUGACUUCAGCGAUUUCAAAGCCAACAUGUCACACUUUUCAAACGCUAUCAUGGCAGCUGUGGUCUCGGAUGAGAUUAAGAUGCUCAAUGCCGUCCUGAGUCGUAUCGAAGUUGCAUUUCGAAAAGUGAUGUGCCACCAUGUCACUGUUGGCAAAGGCAUCCGGCAGGCACUCGCUCAUACACUUCGGACCUAUAGAACCAACAGAACAAGCAUGAUUCUUUAUGGAGUUCUGACGCAUCCGACUUUUGUGUCCGUCGACUUCACGCUGGGAGACCUCUUCAAACUCUGCGUGACAAACAACGCAAAGUUCAUCGUUCCUAUCAUUCAAAACACUCGAAGACAACAGUGGCUGGGUGGCUGUACUGACACCGAGCAACGUAGCAGCCUUCGGCAGAAAGAGGUCAAGUUCUUGUUCGAACACGGGAGCAAAUGGUUUGUCUGUCGGCUCAUCGAGCAGGGCACGGUCGGCAUCGACUCCAUUGGAGGAACGAGACCUCUCGCUAUCGCUCUAAAGCUAGGACGUUAG